CCGCCUCUCCGCUGACUGGAAGGCGGAAGCGGGGCCUAAAUUGCGGAGACGUCGGAAGGGGAAGAGCGGCGGUCCAGCCUGAUCUUCAGCGGGGAGGACAAUGGGGCGAGGAGGGGGCACCUUCGAGCGCCUUUUAGAUAAGGCCACAAGUCAGCUUCUGCUGGAGACAGACUGGGAAUCUAUUCUACAGAUCUGUGAUAUGAUUCGUCAGGGGGAUACCCAGGCUAAGUAUGCUGUGGGUGCAAUUAAGAAAAAAGUCAAUGACAAGAAUCCUCAUGUGGCGCUCUAUGCACUAGAGGUCUUGGAAUCUGUAGUAAAGAAUUGUGGUCAGACAGUCCAUGAUGAGGUGGCUAACAAGCAGACCAUGGAGGAAUUGAAGGAAUUGUUCAAGAGACAAGUUGAAGCAAACGUUCGCAACAAGAUCCUGUACCUGAUCCAAGCAUGGGCCCAUGCCUUCCGCAAUGAGCCCAAAUACAAGGUGGUCCAAGAUACCUACCAGAUCAUGAAAGUAGAAGGUCAUGUUUUUCCAGAAUUCAAAGAAAGUGAUGCGAUGUUCGCCGCAGAAAGGGCUCCUGAUUGGGUGGAUGCAGAAGAAUGCCACCGGUGCCGAGUUCAAUUUGGUGUGGUGACUCGCAAGCAUCAUUGUCGGGCCUGUGGGCAGAUCUUCUGUGGAAAAUGCUCAUCCAAAUAUUCCACCAUCCCCAAGUUUGGCAUAGAGAAGGAAGUACGAGUAUGUGAGCCUUGCUAUGAACAUCUCAACAAGAAGGGAGAAGGAAAAGGAACUGCUACCACAGAACUUCCUCCAGAAUACCUGACCAGCCCUCUUUCACAACAGUCCCAGCUGCCCCCAAAGCGUGAUGAAACUGCCCUGCAGGAGGAAGAAGAGCUACAGCUGGCAAUUGCACUUUCCCAGUCUGAAGCAGAGGAAAAGGAAAGGAUGAGGCAGAAAAGCACAUAUUCUACCUACCCCAAGGCUGAACCCACACCAGUCACCUCUUCAGCACCCCCAGGCAGUACCCUCUAUUCCUCUCCUGUGAACUCAUCUGCUCCUCUAGCUGAGGACAUCGAUCCUGAGUUGGCUCGAUACCUGAAUCGCAACUUUUGGGAAAAGAAACAGGAGGAAGUGCGCAAGAGCCCCACCCCUUCAGCCCCACUGUCUAUGGGGGAGCCAGCAACCCAAGCUACAGAAGUCCCACCUGCCCCACUUAGUGUUGUGGAGCAGCAAUAUCAGAAUGGUGAGACAGAUGAGAGCCAUGAGCAGUUUCUGAAAGCUCUGCAGAAUGCGGUCACCACCUUUGUCAACCGUAUGAAGAGCAACCACCUGCGAGGGCGAAGCAUUACCAAUGAUUCGGCAGUUCUUUCUGUCUUCCAGUCCAUCAACAGCAUGCACCCCCAGCUCUUGGAGCUACUGAACCAAUUGGAUGAACGUCGCUUAUAUUAUGAGGGACUUCAAGAUAAACUUGCCCAGAUCCGGGAUGCACGUGGAGCCCUAAAUGCCCUGAGAGAAGAGCACAGAGAAAAGCUGCGCCGAGCUGCAGAAGAGUCAGAGCGUCAACGUCAAAUCCAGCUAGCUCAAAAACUGGAGAUCAUGCGGCAGAAGAAACAGGAAUAUCUGGAGAUGCAACGGCAGAUAGCCAUCCAGCGCCUUCAAGAGCAGGAAAAGGAACGCCAGUUACGGUUGGAGCAACAGAAGCAAACAAUCCAGAUGAGGGCACAAAUGCCUGCUUUCUCUUUGCCAUAUGCACAGCUGCAGGCCAUGCCUCCUGCCAGCGGAGUGAUCUACCAACCAUCAGGACCCACAAGCUUCCCAGGCACCUUCAGCCCAGCAGGCUCUGUGGAGGGCUCACCCAUGCACACUGUCUACAUGAGCCAGUCCACCCAGGGCAGUACAGGACCCUACACUGCGAUGCCUGUGGCAGGAACAGAUCCUGGCAUGGUGACCACCUACAUGUACUCCACAGGCAAUAAUAACACACAACCAGCCCCACAGGCACAGGCAGUGCCCACCGCAAAUCCUGCUUAUUCUUCCUAUCAGCCCACACCUACGCAGGGCUACCAGAAUGCAGCCGCCCCUUCCCAAACGCAGACAAUGCCUGCCAUGACACAAGCGCCCCCCCAGUCUGGAGGUACUAUGGGUUACAUGGGCAAUCAGUCAGUGCCAAUGGGAUACCAGCCCUACAAUAUGCAGAACCUUAUGUCAACUCUCCCUGGCCAGGAAUCAGGUCUGAGUAGCCUGCCACCCCAGCAGCCUUACCUGUCAGGACAACAGCCUAUGUAUCAACAGAUGGCACCCUCCGGAGGGCCUCCACAACAGCCUCCUCCCCAGCAGACACCUCCCCAGGUGCAGCAAGUGCAAGGGGGAAGUGGAGAGGCUCAGCUUAUUUCCUUUGACUAAUUUCUUGGGUUACAAGGCAAGGGAGGGAUGGGUUUCUAAAACAUUGUAAAGCUAUCAUUUCUUGGUCACUGCUGUACUUGCUACACCAUUGCUGUUCCUUUUGUGCUGUUCCCUCAAUGGGGAGAGAGGAGAGUUGAGCUGAGCCCUUGGUGUUGGGUAAUUUCCCACUGUCUGUCUGCAUUUUCCCAUUCCACCUGUCUAAAAUGCUGCCAGAAUCAAGAAUCUGUAACAUCCUAUAUGCUGCUACCCAGCUAUGGAGAGAUAGUGGCCCACAGCCCAACUCACCUAGCUUUUCAUUAGUUGGAUAACAGAGCUUAGUUCUCAAGCAGUCACUGGUAUGUAGACCAUUCAGGAAACUUCUCUAGUUCGGGAAAAUAGCAUUUAAGCAUGCUCUAGAGUCAGAAUUUAUGAGAUCCAGUGUAUGGCAUGGCCCUGAGCCUGCAUUCUCUCUCUCUCUCUGUGGUCACAUCUAGCCAAACAAGUGACCUUCACUUUGCCCAGCACACUCAACUUCUUUCCUCACUAAUUUUUGACAUCUCUCCACCACUUCCCUCCAUGUCUUCUGAAAACCCCUAUCUUGAACACAGCCUAUCCCAAUCCAGUAUGUUUUUUAAGUCCUCACCCCAUCCGACCUAUCUUUCCUUAUGGCUUUGAAGAUGUGUGUCUCAUACUUAGUGGCUGGUGUAGACAGAAUGGAAUCAGUGACAAUAAAAAUAAGUAUUUAAAACUU
Molecule: messenger RNA, 3125 nt
Organism: Pantherophis guttatus
Lineage: Eukaryota; Metazoa; Chordata; Lepidosauria; Squamata; Colubridae
Gene: HGS
Product: hepatocyte growth factor-regulated tyrosine kinase substrate
Biological process (GO): endocytic recycling; receptor internalization
Cellular component (GO): early endosome
Molecular function (GO): ubiquitin binding; phosphatidylinositol binding; metal ion binding
Source: RefSeq, a predicted model, not a curated record